This is a messenger RNA of Solenopsis invicta (red fire ant), 6203 nucleotides long. RefSeq names its product ankyrin repeat and SAM domain-containing protein 1A. Gene Ontology annotation, molecular function: protein binding. The record is from RefSeq and is a predicted model, not a curated record. Gene Ontology annotation, cellular component: cytosol. Lineage: Eukaryota; Metazoa; Arthropoda; Insecta; Hymenoptera; Formicidae.
GGCCGCCGGUUGGCGGCGCGUCAGUUCGCCCAAGAUGGCCACGUUGGAUCAAUGAAACGCGAGUAAUCGUAGUGAAAACACAAAUUGACAAGUGUGCGGGCGAACAUCGCGGCUUGAUCGCGGUGUAAAUGGACCAUGGGCAAGGACCAGGAGCUGCUCGAGGCAGCGAGGAGCGGCAACGUCACCGUGGUCGAGAAGAUCCUCGGCCAGCGAGCCAAGAGGAGUGGUCCACUGGCAAGUUUACGUCGUGGACCAGGUGCUAAUGUGCAAGAUGCCAGUGGAUAUUCAGCUCUUCACCAUGCAGCCCUGAACGGGCAUAGAGACGUGGUCAGAUUGCUGCUCCAAUAUGAGGCUUCCACCAAUGUUGUCGACGCUAAAGGUUCCUCGCCGCUUCAUUUGGCAGCUUGGGCUGGGGACGCGGAAAUUGUACGAUUAAUUCUCAACCAAGGUCCAUCGGUACCGAAAGUGAAUCUUGCGACAAAGGAUAACGAAACUGCAUUGCAUUGUGCCGCGCAGUACGGGCACACGGAAGUGGUGGCACAGCUGUUGCAAUACGGAUGCGACCCUAGUAUCCGCAACAGCCGCGGAGAAUCCGCGCUCGACCUCGCCGCGCAAUAUGGCAGAUUGGAAACUGUGGAAUUACUCGUGCGAACGCAUCCUGAAUUAAUCGAAUCACUUCGUAAUUCUUCCUCGUCUCUGAUCUUCCCGCAUACACCAUUGCAUUUAGCUUCGCGCAAUGGUCACAGAGCGGUCGUGGAGGUGCUCCUUGCUGCUGGAGUUGACGUCAAUACGAGAACGUCAGCGGGCACCGCGAUGCACGAGGCAGCGCUCUGCGGCAAGAUGGAAGUGGUGCGGGCGCUUUUAGAUCGCGGAGUGGAUUUGGGCAUUAGGGAUUCUCGGCAAAACACGGUGCUUGAUCUUCUGGGACAGUUUCCGCCGCACGUCACUCAAGAUAUCACAGCGGUGAUAAAAAGGCAUCGGUCUUCCUCCGGUGUGGAAAGUGACGCCGAUAGCGAGAACUUGCCACCAAUUCCGGUGCAGGGUGGCGACUCGUUGGGCAGCCCCUAUGAAAAUGUUCGUCCGGAGGAUGAUCUCUCCCCCGCGGAAGGGACGUCGCCUACUCAAUGGCAGUUCUAUCAUAAACCUCGGGACGACGAUCGUCGUGUUUCUGGCACUUCCGUCAUGUCCACUUCCGUCAUGUCCUUUGAAGACGAGCAGAAUUGGGAACUGAUGUACGGAGUACGGAGGGCCCUCCAGCAGACAGAGGACUCCGACCCCAGUUCCGUCUUCGACAGCGUCUUUAUGUCCCUAUCCGACACUCUCAACUCAAUAAAUACUCUCGAAAGUUCCGACCAAACUCCUGAAGAUAUACCACAAAACACUACCAAAAGAACACCAUUACCAUUCGACACUACACGGGGUUCCGACAGCGGACUGUACCAAACUCCACCCGUGCCACGCGGCACAAUGGAGGGUAGCUUCGUGUCGGAGGACCUGUCCUUGACAUUGCCCACGGGAUACGGGGGCGGCAGAGAGUCCGACCAAUUGAGCGUAUCGUCAUCCUCGAGCGUCGGCGGACCGAGCCCACGGGACCGUCGUUGUUUGCCCAACGAUUCCAGCGCUGCCGGGAUUUACUUGCCAAUGGCACCCCUGUCCAGCUCGCUACACAGCCCCGCUUCCAACAAUAAAGUCUCGCCGACACCGCCCAAGAAGCCGCCUAGACGAAAUCUCUCGGUAUCCCCGACGCACCUGCAAACGCAGAUGUCUUUGUCAGCGGAUAGUUCGGUAGGUCCGAGCAAUUACGAGUAUUUGUUCUUGGCACGUAGCGGUGCGCGAAGUCACAUCGAUCUUGAGCAACUGCAGAAACGGCGCGAACAACUGCGACACGUGACGCGAAGCGUGGAUCAGUACGUGGAGAUGAAGUCACGGCUCGACGAGAAACGCGAUCCCAAUGUGGAGCCGGUAGCCAUAACGUCCAUCUACGAGAAUCGGCCGGUCAAGAUGCUGAAUCCGCGAAGAAAAUUACGCAGACACGCGUAUGAAAACUACGAGCCGGAAAACAGCUCGUGCGCCGACAAAUCACCCUGCAGCGACGGCGACGCGGUGCUUCACGAGCAAACAUUCAUAUCGAGCGCGUUUCUUACCCUGAAGUCUUCCCAGGAGAGUCUCCUCGAUGAGAGGCGCGAGAUGGCGGACGGACAGUCCGCGUCCGAGGGCCGCGAAGCCACCGAUAAACGUCUCAAACGCGUGCAAAUGUUGCUGCCAACCAGUCCUACGCAUUACAUUCAGCCGCCUACCCCCGAUCAUCCGCCGCCGUCCGCUAUGCAAGCGGAAAAGUCCAUCCACGAGCGCAUUCGACCGCUGAGCCAGGUAUACAAGCGAAGGUCCCGCGACAUGGAAACGGAAACGGACGAAGAUCUGCUGCAAUUUCCCACCGGUGGAUCACUCAAUGCGUCGAGCGGUUCGUUGUCCAGCGUAUCGCUGUCCGACAAGAGCAUGUCCACGGACAAUGUUGAGGAGUACUUCGGCGACGUGCCGUUUGCAGGUUUGUUAAAGGGCUCCGUCACGGCUGAACGGCCGCGUACUUUGCGCCGCUUGCGGAACGUCUACGGUCAGACCGCAUGCGGGAUGGGUACCGGCGGUGACGGCGGGGGUGGCGAUCGUCUCGAGGACGGCGAGGUCGCCUUUCGGCUUACCGGCGAUCGGGAUCGCGACAGGGACGAGAAGUCCCUCAGCAUAAUGAGUCCCUUCGACGAGCAGGAGGAAUGGGCGAAGAUCUCGGAGAUCAUGGCGUCAUUCGGAACUGGUCUUGUACGAGAGUCGGUGUUCGUCAGUGAGCUCGAGAAAGAAUUCCAAACGAGGCUAGGUUUAAGUUCAGACAGUAGCAGCCCUGUCGUUUCCACAACUGUGGGCCAAUGGCUGUCCAGCUUAGGCUUGUCGGAUUACGAGUCUCUUUUUAUUAACUACGGCUUCGACGAUCUCGAGUUUAUAAACGGGGUAUUGGACGAGUCGGAUUUGUGCGACAUGGAGAUCAGCAGCGAUCAAGAACGGGCUGUGAUCAUGGACGCGGUCGGUUUGCUGAACAAACGAGUGGAAAAGCGUAGCGGCGGUCACGGACAAUCGGUGGAGGAGUGGCUGAAGAGCAUUCACAUGGAAAAUUAUGCGGAGACAUUCAGGAAGCACCUGUACACCGACAUGGAUCGGGUCAAACGGAUCUGGGAGGUCGAGCUGGCGGCAGUCCUCGAGAUCCAGAAGCCGGCGCAUCGCAAACGCAUCCUUGCGUCCGUCAUCCUUGCGUCCGUGAGUGGCCCGAACAAUGCACGCGCGCAAACUCGAAAUGGCACGGGAGCGAACUUGGAAGAUCUGAAUAAGGACCUUAACACACUGAAGACGAACAUACAGCAGCUGAAGGAUGAGAUACGGGAGAAAUUGCCGGAAGCAACGACGGAGGGUAACGGAGGCACGUCGAUAACCAGUAGCACGAAUUCGGCGGCCACGGGCACAUUAAGGCAUCGCAAAAACAGGCCGGCGCCUCAGCCACCCCAGCGACCCAGUUCGCAUAAUGGAGCGAUUUCGGCGCCGGAACAGCUCGAGAUCAGGGCUCCGUCCGAGCUGCUCUUCGGAGUGCCCUCCACCCUCAAGACGCAAUGGAGACACCAACCGAAGACCCUGGUUACCGGCUGCGUUACGUACAUCGCUAACUAUCUGGGCUCCACCGUCGUCAAGGAAUUACGCGGCACGGAGUCGACGAAAAAGUCGAUACAGAAGCUGAAGAAGACCUUUCGAGAACCUAGAAUCACCCCUGACAUUAUGCUGGCGAUCUCUUAUCGUGGCGUUCGUUUUCUCAACACGUUAACCAAUGAACCAAUUUGCGAGCACGAGAUCCGUAAUAUUCAUUGCGCCUGCCAAGAUGCCGACGAUCUCACUCACUUUGCGUACAUCACGAAGGACCACGCCAGUCGCACGCACUUCUGUCACGUAUUUUGCGUGCCAACGAUGGAUCAAGCGACAGAGGUGAUUCUGACUCUGGGUCAGGCUUUCGAGGUAGCUUAUCAAAUGGCAUUGAGGGACAAGCUCGGUGGGCACGCUAUUCGGUCUCAAUCCGCCAAUCAACUAGCAACGCUCGCUGGAUCGUCAAAGUCAACGACACCCGCCAAAAUGUCCGUGUCUCCCGAUUCCACGUCCGACCCCGCUAAUCGAGACAUGGAUCAUACCAUGACUCUCAAUUCCACGUCGUGCGCGAAUCCCAAGAUGAAAUCGAGAUCCAAGUCCGUGCCCAAUCCAAAUCUCCAUACCGUUAAUCCAAAUCCGACGCAGGACAGCAACUCCAACUCCAGUUCCAGCUCAACGACGACCACCGCGAACUGCAAUCCCAGCUCGAAUUCCGCCGAGCCCCAGCGCGAACUCGAUUCGAGCCCCAGCGCGAACUCGAUCGCCAGCUCUAACUUGAACAGCACCACUAAUCAGACCACUAAGCCUCUGGUCACCCACGGCCGUUCUCAUUCCGUCAACGACAUCAAGGUAAACGGUAAUCAAUUGAAGUUAGCACCAGCACCGGUGGACGAUAUCGGUAUUGGGGUAAAGGACAUGAAGCCUGGUUCCAGAGCUCCGAUCGCGCUCUCCGAGGAGCUGUAAAUUGUAUUUCGAGUCGAAACACACGAUAUCGCGUUCGACCUGACGGAUACGGCGUCGCCUUUGCCAAUCGACGACACGAAUGGUCGACGGAGGUCUAGCAUCAUAGAACUGACUGUCGUAAUGAUUUUCCACUCAUUCAAUUUAGAAACAUAUUUAAUGGCAUUUACAAUGAACGUGGGAUGGCAAUAUUUCCUUAUUACUCGAGACGUUUGCGUAAAAAAGUUAAGCCAAGCAUCAUACAUAUAUAGACACGCGUCUCUCGCGAUUUCGAGAUUAAUACCGAUUGCAAAAAUACGGACGAUAUUCUCUCGAUCGAUUAGCGGUAUUAAUCGGGAUUACUAUAACUAGUAUAAUGUAACUAGUUCCUUGACGCGUAAGAAGGAACGAAUGUCUUUUAUUAUCUCUUUUAUGCGACUGGAUUUGAUCAUUUCGCCAAUGGCGUACGUAUUUUUGAUGGAGGGGCGCACUCGUAUAUAUACACAUUCACCGCCGGAAGGCAGGAGCUUUUAUGGGAUUCAGCUGUGGAAUAAAAUAUGGGAAUAACGAAUGAUAUAUACAUGGCCUCUCGAGAACGAUGAAGGUAAGUAACAUCGUCGUUCCUCGCGACGAUAUCUUGCCCCUGCUUUGGAUUGACACUCGACUGAUUUUACAAUGAUGACGCUGUGAUCUUGAUCUUGAAUGCCAUGCAAGUGACGCGUUGCGAGCCAAGAGAUGAUUCAUCGAGACAAGUAAGCGAUCGUUCCCUGCGCGCACUUCCGGCGGACAAUUAAACGCAUUAGAUCUUUCUUCCUUAGGACGCGUCGUUAAAAUAAGCAGUAUUAUUAUGUCAUUAACGAUAACAGGAGUGGGCAUAAAAUACGCUCAUCGAUAUUAUUUAGCGAGGCGUAAAAUCGCUACAAUAAUGUUGGAUAUGCAAUUCUCAAUGUGCAGCUUUAAUCUGUCGCGGAUAGGCUCGGCGGUUUCGAUCUGUGCCCGACAUAAAUGUUGGGCGUCUUUAUUUGUCUUGAAAAAAAAAAAAAAAAAAAAAUGCUAUUUGUGGCACAGAACGCGUUGACAUUCGCCAUCGGAUCACGGGAAAGGAAAGGACGCGAAGGAAAAGGUGCGAUGCACCAAUGCUCAAUAUCGAUCCCUCGUAAACGUUAAACGGUGACCAACGAAUCCGUUCCGUGUUCUGCCCCUUCUUCCGUGCUCCCCCUUCGUGAUUUCUCAUUCCCCGUUCCCAAGUUCCGAUUUCGAGUUGCCACCGUUUCCUCGACGUUUUAUUCUCCAAGACUGAGAGUCCUUGUCUCGUUUUAUAUUUCGCGAUUUUAGUAUAAUAUAUAAUAUAAAAAGAAAGAAAAAAAGUAGAUCAAAAGAGAAACGAAUUUUAAUAUAUUUAUCCGGUGAGAAUCUUGCGAACAGAAAAUAUAUGAAAACGUAGCAUCGAAUAUCUAUCGAAUUUUGUCUGAUACUCGAAUGCUACCCGUUGAGAAGCAAGAAGAACAUGCGACGCUUUAAAGAAAAAAAAAAAAAAAAGAAAAAAAGAAAAAAAACGUAUCACGAUUGAUCACAAUUCAUCCAUUAUACAU